UAAUGUGGAUGGUACUUACAGGGAUCACUGUUCAUGGACAACCGAAGAUUGCCUGUGACAGCGAGGGGGAUGAGAGUCCAGCCUGCAUCUGUUGGUCCGAAACUGUGUCAUGCCAAGACGCCGACUUGACAGCUGUUCCUUCUGAUAUUCCCCCGGACACCAUCGUCUUGAAGCUCUCCAGAAACAAGAUAUCGUCGCUUCCCAAGAUAGUCUUUGGUUACCUUCCUCAACUGUCCACACUAAACUUGCGUUACAACAAAAUGUCCUACAUAGAGGCAGGCGCUUUCGAUGGGUUGGGCGGUAGCCUCCACGAGCUUCACCUAAGCAUAAACGACCUAGCGAGUUUAGAGGAGGGCGUGUUUAGAAAUCUAACAUCGUUGGAGUAUCUGGAUCUUGUUGACAAUAAGAUAUGUACCUUGAGCUCAGGCAUAUUUCGCGGUUUAACAAGUUUGGACCAUAUUCUGCUGGAUGGGAAUAGGCUUUCAAGUUUGCCCGCCGACGUUUUCUCUGACACACCCUCCUUGGGAACGGUACAUCUGGCCAGAAACCGUAUAAAGAACCCAGAAAACGUUUUGCCUUCCCUUCCACCAAAUAUAACGUCCUUGGAUCUGAGCGGGAACGGUUUGGGGAACUUGGAAACGGCAGCGUUUAUCGGUUUUCCUCGUCUCUCGACUCUCCGUCUGAAAUCAAACAACAUUUCAUUUCUCCCGCAAGACGUUUUUCUUGGUCUCGAAUCCCUGAUCUCUCUUUCCUUGGACCACAAAAGUCUUGUCGAGCUUACAGGAAACAUGUUUAGUAACCAUCCCUCUCUGGCAAUUCUAAGUUUACGCAACAACGAGAUUGCAACAAUCGAGGUUGGGCUUUUCAAUCGAUUCCCAAGGCUAUUGUUCAUCGAUCUUCAGUCUAACAGGCUGGCCUCCUUGCCCCCCGGUACGUUUGCUAACCUCUCUGUUCUCAGAGAAAUUGGACUGAACGACAACAAGCUAGAAAGUCUGGAUAAAGACAUAUUCAAGGACCUUCGGCACCUCCAGACCAUUCGCCUUGAAGACAACGAGAUCAAACGUCUUCCGUCUGGAAUUUUUAGUGAAGCAAACUUGGAAGACCUGUUGAUUCUGAAUCUUCACGAGAACGACCUGACAGUCAUAGAAAACGGCACGUUUGACAACCUUCCGAGCAUACAAUCCAUUUCUCUGGAAGAAAACCUACUGAUGACGGUAGACUGCGGGAUGGUUCCAUCUCAGAACAUGUCGGCGUCGCUUGGGUACGUGAAAGUGACGUGUACAUGUCAGUUCAAACCGCUCUUCGACUGUCCCAACUUUGCAUGGCUCGGAGAGAAGACGCUCUGCGUGCGGACUUUACCGAGAUCUCUAGCGUUAUGGCAGGUGCCGUUACUGAAUGAAAUCUCGCCAGACAGCCUGGCUUGUGCUGGUGCGGGUUCUAGUCGCAUGGAUCUGAUUGUUUUGUUUAUUCUUCUGUUGUCUUCUGUUGUACUGUUUUAGAUACCUGACGCUGCCUUUGAAUAUCUCAUUAGGUGGAUAGAUUUUAUGGUGUUUUUUUUUUUAAUUAUAUCGACAUUUAACGUUACAAUAAGAACAAACUAACUUUGUAUGCAGAAUAACAGAAUGAUGAUACAUGUAGUUGUAAUAUGGGAAGAUAAAGUA
Branchiostoma floridae (Florida lancelet) is the source of this 1661-nucleotide messenger RNA. Its product is annotated as leucine-rich repeat-containing protein 15-like. The transcript has a single exon. The coding region runs from base 3 to 1499 and encodes 498 amino acids. Gene Ontology annotation, molecular function: protein binding. The record is from RefSeq and is a predicted model, not a curated record. NCBI's taxonomy places the organism in Eukaryota, Metazoa, Chordata, Leptocardii, Amphioxiformes, Branchiostomatidae.